UAUCGCUUUUUACCGGCAUUUCUGCAACAUUUGGCUUGGAUUUGGAUUUAAUUGUAUUUUUCACAAAAUAAAUAACUUGUAAAAAUGACGGACACGAAUGGACCCGCUGUGCGCAUGCCUUGGGUGGAGAAAUAUCGUCCCAGUGGUUUAGAUGAUUUGAUAUCUCACGAGGAGAUAAUAUCAACAAUAACCCGCUUUAUAAGCCGCAAGCAGCUGCCCCAUUUACUCUUCUAUGGUCCACCUGGCACGGGCAAGACGAGCACAAUUCUGGCCUGUGCCCGUCAACUUUACUCGCCGCAGCAGUUCAAGUCCAUGGUUUUGGAGCUCAAUGCCUCGGAUGACCGAGGAAUUGGCAUUGUGCGGGGUCAGAUCCUCAACUUUGCCUCCACGCGAACCAUCUUCUGCGACACCUUCAAACUGAUCAUUCUGGACGAGGCCGAUGCCAUGACCAACGAUGCCCAGAACGCCCUGCGUCGCAUCAUUGAGAAAUAUACGGACAAUGUGCGCUUUUGUGUGAUUUGCAAUUAUCUCAGCAAAAUCAUUCCGGCCCUGCAGUCGCGUUGCACCCGCUUCCGAUUCGCCCCAUUAUCCCAGGACCAGAUGAUGCCCCGACUGGAGAAAAUCAUUGAGGCUGAGGCUGUUCAAAUAACUGAGGAUGGAAAGCGGGCCCUUCUAACUCUGGCCAAGGGCGAUAUGAGAAAGGUUCUGAACGUUCUGCAAAGUACCGUGAUGGCAUUCGACAAGGUCAACGAGGAUAAUGUCUAUAUGUGCGUGGGCUACCCGUUGAGACAGGAUAUAGAGCAGAUUUUGAAGGCCUUGCUAUCUGGCAACAGCUUGGAGGACUCGUUUAAAACUGUGGAAAGUGCAAAGUAUGCCAGAGGUCUCGCGUUGGAAGACAUCAUAACAGAACUGCAUUUGUUUGUCAUGAGACUUGAAUUGCCAAUGUCGGUUAUGAACAAGCUUAUUGUGAAGCUGGCCCAAAUCGAAGAAAGAUUGGCCAAAGGAUGCACGGAAGUUGCUCAAACGGCAGCGCUGGUGGCCGCCUUCUUCAUCUGCCGCGAUAUGGUUUCAAUGGAGAAGUAA
Drosophila takahashii is the source of this 1083-nucleotide messenger RNA. It is a transcript of the gene RfC3, whose product is annotated as replication factor C subunit RfC3. Gene Ontology annotation, molecular function: DNA binding; ATP binding; DNA clamp loader activity. The record is from RefSeq and is a predicted model, not a curated record. NCBI's taxonomy places the organism in Eukaryota, Metazoa, Arthropoda, Insecta, Diptera, Drosophilidae. Gene Ontology annotation, biological process: DNA repair; DNA-templated DNA replication. Gene Ontology annotation, cellular component: DNA replication factor C complex; nucleus.